This is a messenger RNA of Salpingoeca rosetta, 7534 nucleotides long. RefSeq lists its product as uncharacterized. The coding region runs from base 432 to 7487 and encodes 2351 amino acids. Gene Ontology annotation, molecular function: ATP binding; cytoskeletal motor activity; protein binding. The record is from RefSeq and is a predicted model, not a curated record. Gene Ontology annotation, cellular component: myosin complex; cytoskeleton. The transcript is spliced from 25 exons. NCBI's taxonomy places the organism in Eukaryota, Choanoflagellata, Craspedida, Salpingoecidae.
GCGGUUACUCACGCAGGAGAGGGAAGAGGGCGGAUACGAAGGAGGAAGAAAGGGCGAAAAACGGAAAACUUGCCUGCCUACACAACCGACAAGCAAAGAAGGCAAGAGCGAGGCUUGUGCUUGUGCGCUGUGGCUUGCUUGGGGUGUCAGGGUGUGUGAGGCGUGCGAACCUCCUCUCUCUGGCUGGGCCAGACCAAAACCGCUGCACGCACAUUCUAAGACGCAAAGGAAGGGGUCGUCGAGAGCAGCAAGAGCCAACAAGAGAACAAAAAACGGCGGUGUUGGUGCUGUCUGAAGAAGGGUGUGGUCGUUGCAGUUUGUGGCGACUUUGACACAGAUUUGGAGUGCUCAGCCAUCACACAUUCAAGGUUGUGUUGGUUGGCGAGUUGGGGGGGAGGGCCCGGUGACGACGAAGAAACACCGCCGGCAUCAUGGAAGUGGGAACACAAGUGUGGGCGUUUGGCAUCAAGGAUUACGCCCUUCCCGCUGUUGUUGUCCAGCUCAAAGGCCGCGGCUAUGAGGUCAAAGAUGCAGAGGAGAACCAGAUCCACUCCGUUGAGAAGGACAAGGUCUCUGCCAUGAAGUCAACCUCCAUCAACGGUGUUGAGGACAUGAUCCAGCUGCAGGAUCUGCAUGAAGGGUCGCUGCUGCACAACUUGCAGCUGCGGUACAGCUCGGGCAAGAUCUACACAUACACGGGGUCGAUCCUUGUUGCGGUGAACCCGUACCGGGACCUGAACAUCUACCGCGUGGAGGAUGUGCGCAUGUAUGAGGGGAAACUGCUCGGAACACAGCCGCCACACAUCUUCGCCAUCGGCAACGCCGCACUGGAUGGGAUCACCAAGACGAAGCAGAAUCAGUGUGUUGUCAUCAGCGGCGAGAGCGGGGCGGGCAAGACCGAGUCCACAAAACUCAUCAUGCAGUACCUCGCCGCCGUUAACCCAGAGCGAUCAAUGGUGUCUGAACAAAUCCUUGAGGCAAACCCGCUGUUGGAGUCGUUUGGAAACGCUAAAACAUUGCGCAACCACAACUCGUCACGCUUCGGAAAGUACACGGAGCUCCACUACAAUAAGAAGAUGGCCAUUGGCGGCUGCUCCAUCAAGCAGUAUCUGCUUGAGAAGUCGCGGAUUGUGUGCCAUCAGGAAGGCGAGCGCAACUACCACAUCUUCUACGAGAUGCUCGUCGGUCUCACUCCGCAGCAGAAGGCAAAGCUCACCCUCGGCGCCCCGGAGGAGUACGCCUACCUGAACCAGGGCGGUGUGCCCCAAAUUGCCAACAAAGACGACGAGGAGGACUUCCAGCGCGUGCAGAGUGCUCUGGAGGUCCUAUCCUUCAAACCAAUUGAACAGGAGUCGAUGUUUCGCGUGCUCGCUGCUGUUUUGCAUCUUGGAAACACCGAAUUCGACACCGACUCCAAAAACAACAUGGAGACGACACGCAUCCGCGACUACGACAAGAUUGGGGUGGUGGCGGGCCUGCUUGGCGUGAGCGCCGACGGUUUGAACGAGAACCUGGUCACCAGGAGCUCCGUCACCCGCGGCGAGCGCUUCGUCACCCCGCUCAACCUCGAACAGGCAACAGACACCCGAGAUGCGCUGGCCAAAGCGCUGUACUCAAACAUGUUCGCGUGGCUCGUCACCCGCAUCAACAGCAUCAUCGACAAGCACGCAAAGGUGUUCUCCAUUGGCAUUCUGGACAUUUUUGGGUUUGAGGACUUCAAGAUGAACAGUUUUGAGCAGCUCUGCAUCAACUUUGCAAACGAGAACCUGCAAUACUACUUCAACGAGCACAUCUUCAAGCUGGAGCAGGCCAUUUACGACAAGGAGAACAUUGACUGGACGAAGAUUACGUUCUCAGACAACCAGGGCUGUCUGGACCUCAUCGCCAAGAAGCCCGUCGGUGUCAUGCACAUUCUCGAUGACGAAUCAAACUUCCCAAGGGGAACGGAUGACGGGUUCCUGUCAAAGGUGACGGCGCAACACAAGUCUGACGAGUUUUUCCUCGUCCCCAAGACACGCAGCCCGCAGUUUGGCAUCAAGCACUACGCUGGCAACGUCUGGUACACGGUGCACGGGUUCCUCGAGAAGAACCGGGACACGCUGCGCGAGGACCUGAAGGAUCUGAUGCGUACGAGCAGCGCUCCGUUCAUCAGCGACCUGCUGAACGUCGACGGCGCGUCCGCCAGCGUCAGGCGCGCAUCAGGCGCGACUGGCCGCAAGCGGCCGACGGUUGCGAGUGUGUUCACAACAUCGCUGUCCAACCUGAUUGCCACAAUGUCCAAGUGCUACCCGUACUUUGUUCGCUGCAUCAAACCCAACGAAGACAAACUCCCAGACUCCUUCCAGCACCAGCUCGUGCUCAACCAGCUACGCUACUCGGGAAUGCUGGAGACAAUUCGCAUUCGGCGCAUCGGAUACCCGGUCCGCAUCGACUUUGACUCCUUCAACUUCAGGUUCCGGCCCGUGCUGAAGGGCAAGACGCCACCGUCAGACCCGCGUGGCAUGGCGAAUCUCAUCCUCUCCCAGCUCGUCAUCAGCCCCGCAGACUCCUGGCAGCUCGGCCUCACAAAGGUGUUUAUCCGCGAGAGCGUUGAGCGCGAGCUGGAGGAGAUGCGCAGCCACGCCCUCUACCACAUUGUGGUCAUCAUCCAGAAGAACGUCAAGCGGUGGAUUGCCGUGCAACGCUACAACCGCGUGCGUCAGGCCAUCGUCACCAUUCAGUCGUUUGCGCGCAUGCAGGCUGCGCGGCGCGAAUUUGACCGCCGCCUCAACGCAGUCAUCAUCUUCCAGUCCCUCACACGCAUGCUCCCCAUCAGGCGCAAGUACCUGCUGGAGCGUGACCGGGUGCGACGUGAACGUGCCCUUGAGCGCGAACGACUGCGCGCUGCUGGCGAACGCUCCGUUGGGGACGUGUCCACGCUGCCGCUGCCUGCUGAUCUGCAGCAGCUGCUCAAGUCGUGGUCUGUCUCGCGCGGCGUUGUCAACGUCACCGCCGAGGACAUUCUGGAGGAUUUUGAGGGCGAGUGGAAGAAGCACACAUACAGCGUCCCGCAGAUUCCCCGCGACGUCGCCGGCCACGACUUCAGCAAGUUUGUCAGCGGUUUCUUCCAGCAGGGAUCCAUCUGGGCAUUCACCCGCGGCGCACUUACACAGACGAAGCUGAAGCUCAAGUCGAAGGAGGACGAGCAGACGGCGCUAGAGCUGUUCAAUGUCAUCCAACGGUUCAUGGGCGACCCAGCCGUCAACGGCACCACGGAGGUCGUCUUUGCAACCUACCUCAUCCUCAAGUGCAUUGCCAUGCCCACGUUGCAGGACGAGGUGCUGUGCCAGCUGUGCAACCAGACGUGGCUCAAUCCAAACGAUCUCAAUGCAGAGCGGGGGUGGCUGCUCAUGGCGCUUUGCCUCAGCUGCUUCGCGCCCUCCGACCGCCUCUUCCCCUACCUCCUCUGCUACAUCACCGCGCACGGGUUUGAGGGCUACCGCGCCCUGUGCCAGCACAAGCUGCUGCGCGCACAGGGGCGACAGCAGCGCACCAACGCCACGUCCCUGCUGGAACUCACGGCCGCUGCCCAGCAGAAGUGCAUGACCGUUGACGUGAAACUCCCCGACGGCACAUCGCAGCGCGUCAUGGUCGACUCCGCCACCACCGCCUCCGAGCUUGGCAACAUGGUUGCGCGCACGCUGGGCAUGUCGCGCCCAAGCGGGUGGACGGUGGUUGGCACCGGCAGCGGUGACGAGCGCCUGAACAAGGACUUUGAGAGCGAGGAGUGCGUGCUGGACUGGGUGGCCGGGCUGGAGAUGCCUCCUGUUGCCCGCAAGGUCGCAGCGGCGGCGUCGGCAGCAGCAGCAGCGCGUGCACCGGGCGUGUCGACCAAGGCGACGGAUCUUGGCGGUGUCGGUGCAAACGGUGACGACUCGGCCGUGGCCAACCUCGUCAACGCGCCCCGCACGCGCAAGCCAAAGUCGCUGCUGCUCAUCAACGGGCAGAGCAUGGAGCAGCAAAUCGACUCCAUGUUCGAGCAGCUGUUGCGGGACGAGGACGAAGGUGAACGCGGCGAUGAUCGCAGCAAGUCCCUUGCAUCGCGCAUUCAGGGCUCGGGCGCAGGUUUCCCACCACCACCACCACCUCCGCCGCCGCCACCAGGGUUUGCCGCGCCACCACCACCGGCGCCGCUUGGCAGCGCACCACCGCCACCGCCCCCGCCCCCGCCCCCGCCACCAGCAUUUGGCGGGCCAUCCACUGCACCAAACACAGCAGCACCUCCACCGCCGCCUCCACCGCCCCCAGCAGGCCCAGUCACGACAUCCGCGACCACAGCUGCGCCACCACCACCGCCACCACCGCCACCGCCGCCACCUGGACCACAAGCAGCAAGCGGGGCGACAACGUCGACAACGAACGAUGCGGGCAUGCACGCGCUCAAGCAGCAGAUUGCAAAGAACAAAGCGAGACGCAAGUCAAGCCUGGCAAACAUUUCAGCGCCGCCGCCGCCACCGUCGCCGCCCGUGACGGGGCCUCGGCAGCAGAAAAAAGCAGGGCGAAGGCCAGCACCGCCACCACCUGCAGGCCCACCCAUGCCACCAGCACCACCGCCACCGCCGCCCCCACCACCAGCGGAGUCUGACGCAGCUUCGGCAACAGGCAGCGCAUCACCGCGGUCAACACGUGCCGCCGCCGCUGCUGCACCACUUGUCACCACCACCUCGCCCACGACGCCACGGUCGCGCCUGCAAGGUACCGGGUCGACAUCAACCCUCGCGUCGGCGUCGCCCAAGAACAUGCGGCGUACGGCAAAGCAACGCCGCGGCAGCGGUGACAACGGGGGCGCUGGCGCCUCUGGCAGCAAGACGCGCGAUGUGGUGCAGCUGGCACUUGACACGAGCGCGGGGGUGCUGUACGACCCAGCAAGCGCGCCAUGGACGCUGAUGCUGCGCAAGGAGGUGCUGCUGCCUGGCGACGCGCUGGCAGACCACCCGCUGUCGCAGAACCUGGUGUUCUACCAAGUGGUGCACGACAUUGAGAGCGGGCACGCGCGGAUCCCCAAGGGAGCGCUGAACGCCGCACGCGAAAUGCUGAGCAAGAAGGGCAUCACGGGCACAAGCGCCAUCAGCGCGGCGGAGGAGGAUAAGCAGGAGGUGGUCGCCCUGGCCAAAGGAUGGCCGGCGUACUUUGCACGCAACUACGAGGUGCAACUUGAGGCGCAGGAGCCUGACGACAAGUACGUGCUUGCUGUCGGGCACAACGGCGUGACGCUGGUGAAGGAGCACAGACGCAUGGUGCAGCAGACGGGCCACUGGGUGACGGACACGGAGAACAAGGAGAACGUGAGCUACGGCAACGUGACUGUGGACGACUGGCGGGUGACGCCGACACAGCUGGUUGCGUCGCUGUCCUCUGUGCGCUACACGUUCACCACCCGCAGCGGCGCCACGAUCAAGCAGCUUGUGGAGGCGUUCAUCAUCGACUCUGGCAAGGACGCCAAGUACGCUGUGGCCAUGAAGCCGUACCAGACACGCGAUGCGACACUGCUGAGCUUCCCGCGCGACGCCGUUGUCACGCUGGCGCCACGGACGGGCCUGGACCCCGGCUGGCUGUACGGCACGUUUGGCGGGCGCACGGGCGCGUUCCCGCAGAACUACGUUGCGCCGAUUGUGGGCGAGCCGACGCAGACGACGAUUGAGGCGGCGAAGCGCGCGUUCCAGCUGCGGCAGGGCAGCCGCGCCAACCUCAGCUCAACGCGGCUGCGCUUGUCCAAGCGUGCUGGCUCGAGCAAGGCGCUCACCUCGGCGGGGAUGGGCCACGCGCCGGGCAACACGGUGCGCACGCGCGGGGCGGUGCUGGAUGACGACGAGCUGCUGUCUGAGCAGCGGUACUCGCUGCUCCAGUUUGCGAAGGAGCAUUUCCGCAUGGGCCACGACCUGUACGAGAUGCAGCGCACAGCGGCCGGGUCUGUGCGCGGGACCGUCAAGCGGGUGGACGACAAGAAGAAGAAGAAGAAGCAGAAGGACAAGGACGGCGGGCUGUCGUGGUCGUGGUCUGAGCUUGCGUCGCUGGUCAAGUUCACCAAGUCGCCCAUCCAGGCGUCGCUGCUGAAGCUUGAUGACACGGAGAGCUUCCUGAACAAGCUUGCGCUGGACAGCUUCCUCAACAUCAUGCGCUUUAUGGGCGACUACAUGGCCAAGGGCAAGACGGAGAUGGACGUGAUUGAGUUUCUGCUCAAGGUGGCGCAGCAGCACCCGCAGCUGCGUGAUGAGAUCUACUGCCAGCUGCUGAAGCAGGUGACCAACAACAAGAGCGAGCGCCAGGAGAGCUGUGCGCGCGGGUGGCGGCUGCUCAUUGUGCUGACAAGCUACUCCAAGCCCUCGGCGGAGUUUGAGCCGUACCUGCGCAGCUACCUGCAGGCCAUUGCCUACAACACGCAGCGCGAGUUCCGUGACGAGGCGUCCAUCUGCUUGCAGAACCUCAAGGCGACGCUGCGGUGCGGGGGGCGGCGCAAGCUGCCCAACCGGUUGGAGGUGAUGGCGCUGAUCCAGGGCAAGUUCAAGAAGAUCCAGAAGCUGUACCUGCCUGGCAAGCGCACGAAGAGCAUCAAGGUGCACGCGUCGACGGUGGUGAAGGACGUGCUGAAGGAAAUGUGCCAGAAGAUGGGCACCCCGCACCACGAGGAGUUUGGGCUGUACAUCCAGACCAACCCGAACAGGGACGGCGUGCUGCUGAACGAAGACGACUACAUCCUGGACAUCACCACCAUCUUUGAGGAGAAGAGCCUGCCCUUCCGACUGUACCUGAAGAAGCGGCUGUGGUAUCACCCGAUGCCGCUGACCAACGUCACCUACACCAACAUGGUGUUUGCGCAGGUGCUGGAGGACUUUGUGCGCGGGCACCUGCUUGUAGUGUCUGAGCUGUCGCCGGCGACGCUGCACUCUGUGCUGCCGAAGCUGGUUGCGCUGCGGCACUUUGCGGUUGACCCAGACCGCUCGCUGGACCGCCUGCUGUCGACGUACGACCGCUUUGCACCACAGCAGGUGGCGCAGGCGCUGACGCAAGAGGAGUGGAGCUCGGCGCUGACGUCGGCGCACCGCGACUACGAGAAGGUCUCGCCGCACGAGGCCGAGCGCGCGUUUGUUGAGCUUGCGCAGGAGAGCUUUGACCUGUUUGGCUCGCGGUUCUUCUACCUGGACAAGGUGAGCGAUCCGCGCAUCAAGGGGGCGGCGCGCCUGGCCAUCAACAAGAGCGGCAUCCGCUUCCUGGACGUGGAGACGAACGAGACGAUUCUGGCAUACAACUUCAACGAGAUUGUGUCCACGCGCAAGCUGGGCUCCAAGGAGACGCGCAAGCACUUCCUGGACUUUAAGCUGGGCAACCUGAUGGUGCAGCGUGUGACGCGCUGCGAGACGCGCCAGGGCAUUGAGAUUCAGUCUGUCAUCUCCACAUACAUCAGCCUCGCCGUUGACCAGCAGCGCGCAAAGGCCUUGCAGAAAACGUAGUCGUGCGGUUUGGGGGUGGGUGGGGUGGGGCUGUAUUUGAGAGAGAG